This is a messenger RNA of Coccidioides posadasii C735 delta SOWgp, 2569 nucleotides long. RefSeq lists its product as uncharacterized. The record is from RefSeq and is a predicted model, not a curated record. Lineage: Eukaryota; Fungi; Ascomycota; Eurotiomycetes; Onygenales; Onygenaceae. Gene Ontology annotation, biological process: nucleoside triphosphate metabolic process. Gene Ontology annotation, molecular function: nucleoside triphosphate diphosphatase activity; ribonucleoside triphosphate phosphatase activity.
CGCGGUCAGCCAAACCGUCAACACUCCAUCAAGUCUGCCUGGGCUGUUUCCAUUAUGGCGGCAGGGACCUAACCGUGCUGCUCUUUCGUCCGCUCCGAAAAGUCUAAUUUGAUCCUCCAAUCCCAAAACUCAUUCGUUUUCGGGGCUCAGGAUGCCGGCGAGACUGGCCCCUUCCAGCCCUUCUCUACUCUCUCCAGGCGGCUACGAUGACGAUGUUAUCUCAUUGCGCUCUCUUUCGGAUCAAGAUUCUGAUUCGGAAGAUGAUCAGCUCGUACAAGCGUCGCGAAGCACCUUAGAGCUUGCCCGGCAUGACCGAACGGUCCUGGAGGAAGAGGAAGAGUUAGAGAGGUUGUUAACGAAGGAUAGACACCAGGGCGGCGGGUUGAAGAGAAUUUUUGGCACGGCACAUGAUAUGGGGAGCAGUGUGCGGAUUGGAAAGAAAGAGAAGAGGAGGAGAAAGAAAAGGCGGGCGCAGUCGAGUAUAAAUCGGGGUGGAGACGAAGAGGGGGAAUUGAUGUACGAGAUGGAAGAGGGGGAUGUAUUCAACAAAGAGGACGAUGGCGAGUUAAGUUCCCUGUCGUCUGGUUCGAGUUCAUCCUCUUUAGAUACUCUGAUGUUGGAAACUCGGCCGCUUGAGUCAAAAAGUUUUUAUCGAAGAUUCAGUCUCCCGUUUUCCGCCAUUAUUAUCCUCUUUCUCAUUCUCUUCCUCGGCGCAUACAAAGCUUCAAGCCAGUUUCGAGCUAGACAACAUAAUAAAUACACCCUCCUAUCAAAUGGAACGGCAUUAUUUCGUCCUACCACUAUACUUAUUUCCCUUGAUGGCUUUCGUGCCGAUUUUCUCACCCGUGGACUCACGCCGACUUUGAAUCAAUUUGUCGCGGAGGGUAUCUCGCCGAGAUAUAUGCUCCCAAGUUUCCCGAGUGUCACGUUUCCAAACCAUUUCACGCUAGUUACCGGUCUAUAUCCCGAAAGCCAUGGAGUAGUUGGGAACACUUUCUGGGAUCCAAAACUUCAGGAGGAUUUUUACUAUACCGACCCUGCACGGAGUAUGCAAGCAAAAUGGUGGAACGCGGAACCCAUCUGGGUGACAGCGGAAAAGCAAGGUGUAAGGACGGCAAUACACAUGUGGCCGGGAUCCGAAGCUCAUAUUGGGCCCAUGGAACCAACUUAUCUCGAUAAGUAUAACGGCAGUGAAGAGCUCUCCGCCAAAGUUGAUCGAAUUUUGCAUUGGCUGGAUUUUCCGGGAGACGAUGAUGAAUUUCACUCAGCAAGGGAACACAAGAGGCCGCAGUUUAUUGCUAGUUAUGUUCCAAACGUUGAUGCCGAUGGGCAUAUGUUCGGUCCCAAUAGCACGGAGAUCAGGAAAACAAUCGCCAAUGCAGAUAAUAUGUUAAAAUCCUUGUUUGACGGCCUGCAAGCUCGAAAUUUGACACAUAUUGUGAAUGUCAUCGUUGUAUCUGAUCACGGAAUGGCAACCACAUCAACAAACCGGCUUGUUGAGCUCGAUAACUUAGUCGAUCUCUCGCUUAUCGAGCGUAUUGACGGGUGGCCGCUGCAGGGUCUUCGACCCCGCAGUGACGCAGACAUACCUAAAAUUAUCCGCGAGCUUGAAAAGGCAUCGAGGCUAUAUAAGGCUUCUAUUGAAGUUUAUACCCGGGAAACAAUGCCUAAAAGAUACCACUUUUCGAACAACGAUCGCAUUGCACCCAUAUGGAUCAUCCCUAAAACCGGCUGGGCAAUAGUCAAAAGAACGGAUUUCGACAUUGAAGUGGCCAAAACAAAAAACAUCACGUAUCAUCCCCGUGGCAUACAUGGAUAUGACCAUGAACAUCCUCUUAUGCGCUCGAUAUUUGUUGCUCACGGCCCGAGCUUCCCUCAUAAGCCGAAUAGUCGCGUUGAGCCUUUCCAAAAUAUCGAGGUUUAUAAUGUCCUCUGUGAUACUUUGCACAUCGAACCUAACCCUAACAAUGGCACCUUCCGCCUACCUUUCCACCCAGUUGGUCUGCAUUCCGACAAAAAUGCACCACCGCCGGAUGUCCCCGAGGAUCCAUCAGCUUCUUCAUCGAAGGUUAACUUAGUCAGCACUAGCACUUCUUCAGCCAGCGUAGCUGAUGCAUGGACUCGUCCUGCCCCAAUCGCUGCAAACCCCUCUCCCGUCACUGCCCCAGUUCCUGGAAACUCGCAAAGCAUAGACGACAUCAAAAGUCAUGAAGAUGAUAAAGAUGACGACGACAAAAAUGACGCACUGUUUUGGUGGAGACACAUCAAAGAUCAAAUCGACGCGCUAAAAGAAUGGGCAAAGGGAAUACUCAAGGACCCGAACUCAAAUAUCGAUCCAAACUCCAUUUAAGAGCAAUAUUUCUUCGCCCAAUCAUAAUCUCUCCUUCUGGUUCAAAGAAAGCGCGCUGAACACAUAAAUUCCUUUUGAAAUAGGGUUUCCUAUUGGUUUGUGCUAUUUUUUUUUUGUUGUUUAUGUCUUUGAUUCAGAUUCACCUUUCAUAAUGAGCGGCAGAGGCGUUAUUUCGUAUACCCAUCUGUGUGCUGGUCAGACAGAUGCCUAUUUACCAGA